UUGUGUCAUGUAUUUCUGUAUUAAAUACAUACUUUUGUUUUAUUAUAAUAUUUUCGUUCAUUGCCUAACCACGCGUUACAACGUCCUUUGAAUAAAUGCGACAAAAAACUGCAGAUACCUUUAAUUCAAUAAUCAAUAUAAAUCAACGUUGUGGCUAUUGAAUAAUUAAUUUACGUUUCAACAACAAUCAGUGAACACCAAAGACUUGCCCCAUUCUGUAGUACCGUGACCACAAUGGAAACUAAUUACCGGCUAAUCAUUGCCUGACUUUGAUUAUGCAAUGUUGUUCUUUUAUAUCUUAACAGACGCAUCCCAGCUUCAGUCCAAUAACAACCUAACAGUAGAAAUAAACAAUGAAGUACAUUUAUUUGAUAUUCCUCGGAAUCAUAGCAAUAAAUAAAAUUAAAUGUCAUGUUACUGAUCGUUCCAAACAAAGUGAUGGGGCGACCACGACACUGCCUGAAGAAAAUGAAACGCGAAAUAUGAUGGCUAAGGAAUUAAGUGAGAAAAAGCUUGAGUCUCCUAAAAAAGUGCAGGAUGGUGAAACUAGUGUGUACCUGGAUGAUGUGUUGUUUGCCUUGAAGAAUCAGAACUGGACUGCUGAAGAGGAGCCUUGUUUCAAUCAUAUCAACCGUUUGCUUCAUGGCUUGCAGAAUUUUACUCUUUGGGCUGUUUGGGACUGGGACUCCCAAGCAUCAGAGCCUCAAGGCCUAUUAUUCGGGAAUCGGUACCAACUGGGUAACUUCGACCAAUGCAUGAACGCUCCCUGGUCUAAGACCCAUCCGGAGCUGAAGACUAAGUACUGUCUGGCUGAGAUUGUUCUAGAAAGAACCGAUAAAGCUGUGAGGAGACGCGUUGAUAAGCCGUACUACCCUUAUCAAUCUGCGUUGGAUUUUAUUGAGCAUCGUCCGCCCCACACUCGUCCCCUCAACGAGCUAACAUGGGGCGCGUGCGUGCCCGCCGCGUGCGCGCCGCGUACUGUCGAACGUCUUCUUGCCGUGAUGCUCGCGCGCAGCCACCUGGGCGCGGCGGGCAUGAGAGCGAACAUCAGCAUCAGCGAGCCGUGCCAGAGUGGGGAUGAUGAGAUGGAAUAUGAUGCCUUGUUUUAUGCUUUUUUCAUCGUAAUGGGGUCCAUAACAGUCAUAGCUCUAAUCUGCACUUAUUUGAACUGUCAACAAAAGGAACUUGACCCUAAUUCAAGAAGAACUGGUUUCAUUCAGUCAUUCUGUAUAAAAGAGAAUGCUCUUGACCUUCUGAGAAUGAAGAAAGAAGGCAUAGAAGUGUUCUACGGUAUUCGGUUCUUUACGAUAUGCCUCAUAGUAUUGGACCAUCAGAUAGGGAUAUCUAACUCGGGGCCCAUUAGUGAUGGAAUGACUUCUGAUCAGGAGGUCCAAACGCCGCUGGGUCUGCUUAUUCUCCAUGACGAUCUUUUUGUGGACACAUUCUUCCUAUUAUCCGGGUUCCUCACCAUUACUAAUAUUGCUAGAUUCAAAAGGCUGCCAAAUCCUCUAUUCAUCAUACUGAAACGAUACGUAAGACUGGUGGUCGCUUUCGCCGUGGUAAUAUUUUACGUGUGUGCGGUAUAUCCUUACACGGGUACAGGCCCACUGUGGCACAAGGCUGUCUCACACGAAACGGAACAAUGUCGGAAGAACUGGUGGCUCAACCUCCUUAUGCUUCACAAUUAUAUCGACACUGAGAACAUUUGCAUAGUAGUCUCAUGGUAUAUACCGUGCGACUUCCACUUCUUCGUGGUGACCGUCCUAAUAUACUGCGUCUACCGGAGCCUGCCGAAACUAGGGCUGGUGUUAGCAGCUCUCGUAACUGCUGCCGCCCUGGUACUGCCGGGGAUCGUCAACUAUAUCUAUGAUUUGUCUGCUGUCCAACUGUUCACGUUUGAGUUCAUAAUAGACCCUCGUGCCAGCAAGGAGUUCCAUGUUUCAUACAUCAAGAGCCACACUCGAUACGCUGCUUAUCUUGUCGGCUUCUACAGUGGCUACCUAUUCGUCACAUACAGUAAUAACGGCAAUCUUAAUAGGAUUAGACAGAAAUGGGCAGUCCUGGGCACUUGCACAGCGCUAACACUAAUGUUAGUAGUGAUGGUGGUAGGCAGCACAUUCCUGUGGCGCUCUUACUAUCCGCUAGAGGGCGCUCUGUAUGCCGCUCUCAACAGGCCGGCGUGGGCCUGUGGCGUCGCCUUGCUAGUACUGUGCUGUUCUUUUGGACAUGUCCCUCUAGUGAAGUCAUUCCUGAGCUGGUACCCGUGGGUGCCGCUGAGCCGGCUGUCGUACGGCCUGUACCUGACGCACACGCUGCUCAUCACGCGAGGCGUCUUCAUCACGCGCAACCCGCAGCACAAUGACUACUUCGAGAUCUUGAACUCAACAGCGGGCGUGAUAUUCUGGGGCUGUGUGAUGGCGCUCCUGCUGUGGCUGCUAGCCGAAGCUCCCGCGAACAAGCUGCUUGCUUUGUGCUUGAAAAGGAGGAUCAAGAAAAUAAUGACGAAUCGGGAAACGAACCAAGCUACAUUGAGCGUGAACACAAGUACGAGCACUAUGCCAACUGGAAGUGGACAUCUCAAUGAUAACUUGCCAGAUACUAUACAUUUUACGUCCAAAAUAUAAUAAUACUAU
This is a messenger RNA of Helicoverpa armigera (cotton bollworm), 2633 nucleotides long. Its product is annotated as nose resistant to fluoxetine protein 6. Gene Ontology annotation, molecular function: acyltransferase activity, transferring groups other than amino-acyl groups. The transcript has 13 exons. Lineage: Eukaryota; Metazoa; Arthropoda; Insecta; Lepidoptera; Noctuidae. The record is from RefSeq and is a predicted model, not a curated record. The coding region runs from base 354 to 2624 and encodes 756 amino acids.